Octodon degus (degu) is the source of this 1707-nucleotide messenger RNA. It is a transcript of the gene Izumo1, whose product is annotated as izumo sperm-egg fusion 1. Gene Ontology annotation, molecular function: signaling receptor binding; protein binding involved in heterotypic cell-cell adhesion. Bases 598 to 1644 code for a protein of 348 amino acids. Gene Ontology annotation, biological process: sperm-egg recognition; fusion of sperm to egg plasma membrane involved in single fertilization; heterotypic cell-cell adhesion. The record is from RefSeq and is a predicted model, not a curated record. NCBI's taxonomy places the organism in Eukaryota, Metazoa, Chordata, Mammalia, Rodentia, Octodontidae. The transcript has 10 exons. Gene Ontology annotation, cellular component: plasma membrane; acrosomal membrane.
CCCAAGGAAUAUCUCUGGGGUUCCGCGGGGUCCCACCGAAAGGGGAAGCGGCGGGGGUUUGUGGUAGAGAGGGAAGCCCAUGACUCAGAUCCAAAUUGACAAGCUCGAUUCCACGCUGCUUACUUCUCUCUGACUGCCCCCUCCCCAUCCUUAAUCUUAGCAGCGAGAAAUAUCAGGUUCCCUGGCUCCCUCUUUCAGAAGCCUUCAGGAGCUGGAUUGGGCUUCUGAUCUAACUCUAGGGCUUGAGGGCAUAAGUCAGAAAUCAAGGUCGGAGAGGGUGCCUGACUGGUUAGGGUGCUCGGGACUGUUUGCUGAGAAUGGUGUGCGUGGCAAAUUAGGGGUCUUGAUCGUGGGGGAGGGUGGGUAGGGUCUUCCAGAGACUGGAGGGUGGCUGGGAGACUUGCUUGUUUCUAGAGUCCCCAGCUUUAGAAAUUUUGGGUAUAUUAUUGGUUUGAGGGACCUUUGAGUUUGAUAAGUCCCCAGGAUGGUGCCGCACCACAUUGUUUGGUGACCAUGAAAUUUCAGUUUGAGCAUUAACCUGCUCUCAGUUUGGAGAGAAGGCCUUCCCUUGUGUUCGAGGACCGUGCUCUGGCUGUGAUGGGCCUGCAUCUUGCCCUCCUGUACAUGGCCCUGGCCUGUGGCUUGCCACCUGCAGUGUGUUGUAUCAUAUGUGACCCAGCUGUGGCGGCAGCACUAAAGUCCUUGGAGACGGAUUACCUGCCCGGCCACCUGGGCGCUGAGCAUCACGCAGAUGUGAUGCAAAGGGUCGAGCACGCUGUGGAGGACUUCAAGAACCUGGAGUUCAGCAAGGAAGCCUACAUGGGGGCUGUUGAUGAGGAUACACUGCAACAGGCAUCCUGGAGUUUUCUGAAGGAUCUGAAGCGCCUUACAGACAGUGAUGUAAGAGAGGAGCUCUUUGUGAAGGAGCUGUUUUGGAUGCUGCACCUACAGAAAGAGAACUUUGCCAUCCUUGCUGAGCGGUUCCAAAAUGAAGUUUAUUGUCCUAACAGAUGUGGCAUGAUGUUGCAGACUCUGAUCUGGUGCAAUAGGUGUGAGAAGGAGGUCCACACCUGUCUGAAGUCCUUGGAUUGCGGGGAUCGCCAUGUGGAGGUCCACCAGAUGGAAGACAUGAUCCUCGACUGUCACCUCAACUGGCACCAGGCCUCUCAAGGACUGACUGACUACAGCUUUUACAGGGUUUGGGGGAACAAUUCUGAGACCUUGAUGUCCAAGGGGAAGGAGCCCCUCCUGACCAAGCCCUUGGUGGGGCCAGAAGAUGCAGGUCACUACCGCUGUGAGUUAGAGACCGUGAGUUCCGGCCCAGCCACAAUCAUCCAUUUCCACGUCAUAGUGUGGCCCAAAAGUCUGGACGAGGAGCAACAGUCACCAAACAUAACCUCAGAGCUCUUGGAUUCCUCCUCUGAGACCCUUAAAUCUCCGAAGCCCGAGGAUAUUCUGAGAACUCGCCUCUUACUGCUGCUGAUCUGCAGCUCUAUGAGUUGUAUACUUCUGAUAGCAGGCGGGGCUACAGAGCUAUUUCGCAGGGCCAAGACGAUGGCUAAACCAAAGUCUUCAUCAACCAACAUUGACAACGAAGGUACAGCGCAACCAAAGGAAAAGGCCUCAGAUCUGGAGAAACAAUAAAGAUUUGUCUUUUUGUCUAAGUAUCUGACUCAUUGCUCCAGUCUGAUCCAAACCUCUGGUUUC